AUGGUAUGCUUUAAAGUCCUGGGGAACCUCACCGUGGUGACAGAGUUCCUGCUCACCGGCUUUUCUGAGGCCCCCGAGCUGCAGCUCCUGCACGCCGGGCUGUUUCUGCUGGUUUACCUGGCGGCGCUGGCAGGGAACCUGCUCAUCGUGACGGCCGUCACUUUCGAUCGGCAUCUGCGGUCACCCAUGUACUACUUCCUGCAGCACCUCUCCUCCCUGGACUUGUGCUACAUCUCUGUCACGGUGCCCAAGGCGAUCCACAGCUCCCUGACCCACAGCACCGCCAUCUCGUAUCUGGGUUGUGUGGCCCAGGUCUACUUCUUCUUUGCUUUCGCCUCCGCUGAGCUGGCCUUCCUCACUGUCAUGUCUUACGACCGCUACCUGGCCAUCUGCCACCCGCUCCUGUAUGGUGCUGAGAUGACACCAGAAAGAUGCCACCAGAUGGCAGCUGUCGCCUGGCUGAGCUGCUUUUCCUACGCCUCAGUCCACACUGGCAACAUGUUUUGGGAGCCUGUUCGUCGAUCCAAUACCAUCCACCAGUUCUUCUGCGACAUCCCUCACGUGCUGGCCCUGGUUUCCUGUGAGGUGUUCUUGGUAGAAUUCGUGGCGCUGGCUUUGAGCUCGUGCCUGGUGCUGGGCUGCUCUGUUCUCAUGGUCGUCUCCUACGUCCGCAUCUUCUCAGCCGUGCUCCGGCUGCCGUCGGGGGCAGGCCGGGCCAAAGCCCUGUCCACCUGCUCCCCGCAGCUCGCCAUCACCCUGCUCUUCCUCGUCACAGGGCUCUUCGCCGCCUUGGGGCCGACCGCAGAGCCCUCCUCUACUCAAGACCUGGCGGUCGCUCUGGCCUACACGGUGUUGCCUCCUUGCCUGAACCCCAUCAUCUACAGCCUCAGAAGCAAGGAGAUCAAAGCCGCCGUGCGGAGGUUGGUGGGCAGGGUGCGGGCUGCAUGA
Messenger RNA from Octodon degus (degu), 948 nucleotides. Its product is annotated as olfactory receptor 14I1. The coding region runs from base 1 to 948 and encodes 315 amino acids. The transcript is spliced from 2 exons. Gene Ontology annotation, molecular function: G protein-coupled receptor activity; olfactory receptor activity; odorant binding. Gene Ontology annotation, biological process: G protein-coupled receptor signaling pathway. The record is from RefSeq and is a predicted model, not a curated record. Gene Ontology annotation, cellular component: membrane. Lineage: Eukaryota; Metazoa; Chordata; Mammalia; Rodentia; Octodontidae.